CGCCCCCACCCCCCCGAUGGCACACCCAGUAAAAUCCCUGGGGGGAGUAGGUGUUUGAUAUAGCUGGAGAGGGCCAGAUUGGUAAGGCUAGAUGAGGAGAACAUGAGAGUGGGGUGUGGGGGUGCAGAGCAAACGACUUUGUGGACCCAGCUCUGCCUGCUAAUUGCCCACCUGGAAGUACAAGAGGGGCAGAUGUGUCAGCUGCCACCUUGGGGAGUCCCUUGUCCUCACAGCAACAUCAUAGAUGCACCUUUCUGCACAAAGCAGUCUUGGGUUCAAGCAUCUAUCUAGGUUCUCUCUGAAGUAAGGAUAUUCUUUUGACAUUCUGCCAUUGCCCUUUAAGUUGAAACAAAGGCCCUCUAGCCUUCUUGCUCAGUUGAAUUCAGAACUGACAUCAGAAACAGCAACAUGCAGAAAUCUGCAGGAGGGCACUUCUGCUUCCCAGAGCGAUCUGAAUACUGAGCUUAAACUGGCCAUUCCUGGGCAAAGACACUUCAAGAGGAUGUUAGAAUGAGAAACCGCUGAGUCCAGAGGUACAUUCCUUGCACCUUGAACUGCCAUAAAGGAUUUAUUUUUAAAAAAUGCUAUGGGUACCUUCAGAUAAGACAUCUCAGCUGCAGAAGUUUCUAGGGCGAUGUUUCCAAAUAUGACCUUCAGUUCAUAGCCCUCCUGUGCUUUCCCAUGACCACCUUCAUUCUUCAUUGAGGAGGAGGAGCCAUGAAGGGGCACAAAGCCUUUUGAUGGGCUUUGUAUACUUACGAAGAUGACUCUGACAACCUGAAACUGGCUGCCUCUGGAACUGGUGGCCUACAAGAGCUCUCCAGCCAUUUUGUGAAUCAGAAGGUGAUGUACGGAUUCUGCAGUGUCAAAGAUCCCCAGGCCACCCUACCUAAAUAUGUCCUUGUUAACUGGGUGGGAGAGGAUGUAGCCGAUGCCCGCAAGUGUGCCUGUGCCAGCCAUGUGGCCAAGGUUGCAGAGUUCUUCCAGGGUGUGGAUGUAAUUGUCAAUGCCAGCAGCGUGGAAGACAUCGACCCAGGGGCUAUCGGGCAGCGGCUUUCCAAUGGCCUGGCCCGCAUCGCCAGCCCAGUGUUGCACCGCCUUCGCCUGCGGGAGGAUGAGAACGCCCAGCCUGUGGGCACCUCCUAUCAGAAAACUGAUGCCGCUGUGGAGAUGAAACGACUCAACCGAGAGCAAUUCUGGGAGCAGGCCAAGAAAGAGGAGGAGCUGCGCAAAGAGGAAGAACGGAAGAAAGCCCUGGAUGAGCGGCUGCGCUUCGAGCAAGAGCGCAUGGAGCAAGAGAGGCAGGAGCAAGAGGAGCGUGAGAAGCGCUACCGGGAGCGCGAGGAGCAGAUCGAGGAGCACAGGCGGAAGCAGCAGAGCUUGGAAGCAGAGGAAGCCAAGCAGCGGUUGAAGGAGCAGUCCAUCUUUGGGGAGCAGGAGGACGAGGAGGACAGGCAGCAGCCCAAAAAGCCUGAGUCAGAGGUGGAGGAGGCAGCCGCCAUCAUUGCUCAGCGCCCGGAGAACCCCCGCGAAUUCUUCAGGCAGCAAGAGCGAGUGGCGUCAGCCAGUUCAGAGGCACCCUCACCCUUCAACAGAACAGCAGGUCGUCUGCACUGUCCUUUCAUAAAGACACCUGACAGUGGGCCGCCUUCCUCCUCCUCUUCCUCCUCCUCCCCUCCACGGACUCCCUUUCCCUAUAUCACUUGCCACCGCACACCAAACCUCUCCUCCUUCUUCCCAUGCAGCCAGACGGAAACACACAGAAAGGUCUCGGCCUCUGCCAGUAGCCCCUGCGAUUCCAGUACAGCCUCAACGCCUGUGGGGGAGCAGAUUGAGCGUGCCCUGGAUGAGGUAACGCAGCAGGGUGCACUCAAAGACUCCUCCAGCCCAAGCAGUGAGGAGACGGCGGGGGCUUCUGCUGUGAUUUGGGCUCCCCCCAGCGCAGAGCAGCCUGUGGAGAAGACGGAAGAGCCGCCCGGGGCACCAGCCUGGCAGGGAGCCGGCUGGACAGAGCCGCAGCUCAGCGGGACUGGCCCCACUGAAGACCUGGUGUUCGCAGAGCCCAAGGAGGAGGAGCCCCUCUUCCCAGAAGCUCCUCCUCCCAAAGAAGAGCCUCUGUUCCCAGCAGCCCCACUGGCUGCCCAAAGCGAAGGUGCCCUGGACCUGGGGGAAGCCUUUGGCUUUUCCCAGCCACCUGCUCCGCCAUCAGAGAACAUCCUCGACUUGUGGCAGAAUGACAGCACGGCAGUGGAACCCACCCUCCCUGACGCCUGGGAGCUUCAGCAAGGGGGUGGGCCCCCCACCCCUGCCCCGUGGGACCUUCACGAUGGGCCUCCGGUGCCUGCCCCGAUGCUGGUUGAGGUCGAUGUCCCUCCCGGGGCACCAGAGCCCCUCUCCUCUGCAGGCCUUCCUGAAGACAACCUGCUGAACUUCAAUGACCUCCCGGAGCCCCCAGCCACCUUCUGUGAUGCUGAGCAGGACGAAGAGCCGGCCAGCAUCAUUGCAGUCGAGGGGCUGCAUCAGAUGACCCUCAGCUAUCAGCAUGCCCUGCAGGAGGCCUCUGGGGUGCACCAGGAGCCCCAGCUGCUCACCAAUGGGGAGACUGCCCAGAAGGAAAGCACGCAGACCAGUGAGGGUUAUUUCAGCCAAUCGCAAGACGAAGACUUCAACCAACCCGAGGAACCAUCUGCUAAAGCUCCUCCUCCAGUGUUCUACAAUAAGCCCCCAGAGAUCGAUAUCACCUGUUGGGAUGCUGACCCUGUGCCAGAAGAGGAGGAGAGCUUUGGGGGCAGUGUUUAAGGCCGGCUCCCUAGUCCAGCCCUUGGUAUCCUGCACCCAGCAAGCCCAGCGUGUGUAAGCCUGGAGCCACCGCAGUGAGGGCCUGGUGCCUCUUUGCUCCGUAUUGUAGCCCUGCGGUCCAAGGCCUCAGGUUGUGCCCCAGCCAGAUAGGAUAUACUCCAUGGUACUCCGGGGUAACUUUUUCCAAGCGCGCGCUCUUCUCUCUUUCUCUUUCUCUCUCUCUCUCUCUUUUUCUAAUGUUGUCAAAUAGGAAAUGUGUAAAUCUGCCUGGUCCCCUCUUUGUUGGUAGCUUCCCUACAGAUCCCAUUCCUGUUGCCUCUUCCCACUGGGUUUUUUCUGAUCCCCUCCCCCAAUGCCUUUUAUGCCAUCUGGGUUGAUCUCCUGCGUGUGCUGCUCUUGGGGGGUGGAUGGGGAGGGGCGUUUCCUCCCCUCAGACGCUACCCAGAGCUUUUGAGUAUUUUGCACGAAUUUAAAAUAAAAUAUGGCAAUAAAAUGGCCCCGUGCGGGCAAGGCUCUGGUUCCCUGUCCCCCACCUCCGGCACUUGGUCCCCAACACACCUGGCCCCCCGGGAAGCGACAAGCACCCUGUGCAGCUCUGGUCUCCAGCAGGAGUUCGCAGCAAGGAACCUUUUCCCCACCACCGUUCAGCUCCAUGGCCCUGUGUUUGAGAGCGAGCCCAUUCCGGACGCUUCUCCUGAGGCGCUACUGGCCUGGAGAGCCUGGGACACGGGGAGACUCUGGCUGGGCUCUCCUCUCUCUUUCCCCGCCCUUCUUUCCUCUUCCAUUCCAUGCUUGGUUUCCUUUCUCUCACGUACAGUAAUUGGGUUUUUUUUUUUUUUUUUUUGGAAAGCACAAAUUCUGUAACAGCAAUGUGCUUAUGUAUGUUAAUAAAUAAAUUGAUUCCAAGCAGGGCAGCUGGCUUUGCAGCACAGGG
Messenger RNA from Varanus komodoensis (Komodo dragon), 3733 nucleotides. It is a transcript of the gene DBN1, whose product is annotated as drebrin 1. The coding region runs from base 847 to 2799 and encodes 650 amino acids. The transcript is spliced from 15 exons. Gene Ontology annotation, molecular function: actin filament binding. Gene Ontology annotation, biological process: neuron projection morphogenesis; positive regulation of dendritic spine morphogenesis; positive regulation of axon extension. NCBI's taxonomy places the organism in Eukaryota, Metazoa, Chordata, Lepidosauria, Squamata, Varanidae. The record is from RefSeq and is a predicted model, not a curated record. Gene Ontology annotation, cellular component: cortical actin cytoskeleton; actin filament; lamellipodium.